GAGACUUUGGAAACUUUAAAAUUCAGAUUUUACUUAACCUUCUGCUCCAGGUCAAUCGUUCCUCAAACCAAAAAAUACGAUCUACGUGCGCAGAUUCACUGGGUCUAGGUACUUUGAUGUGAAUGACCUCGGCCUUUCUAGUCAAUUUUAAAUUAUUGGGCUUUUCAAUUUUGGUGACUGAAGAUUAGAAGGUCGCGCCGGUUCUGAACCUGUUAUCGCUUCACCUAUUAUUUGCUGCGCAGUAGUUGCCGAAAGUUUAAGCGGGGUGCUAUAUCUGUAGUGUUCUUCCAAUGGUAAAAGGGGUGAGUGGUAUUGGUACUUCCCUUGGAGAAACUGAACCAACAGGGCUGAGGUUUCAGUUUUUUCCAAAUAUGGAAAACUCUGCUUACGUACCAAGCUCAGCGCACAUGAAUUCUCCAGCAUUGGUGGUGUUUUCGCAAGCCGCCGGCGGAUUGCAAGAUGCACUGCGAAUUCAAAGGCCCUUCAAUCCACAGUUUCAGAUGGCCGAAGCGACAAAGGACUUACACAGACCAUUUACAGCGACAAGUUUUGGACUUCGUCAUAUGGAAGCGUAUGGGGGGAUUCCCGCUCAUAUCUUAAACCAUCUUCAGCCUCAGUUUUUACAUCCGGGUUUAUCAUUAGGUUCGGGCGCGUUUCGUCCACUCGCGGAUUUAAAAUCAUUUCCAUCGCCGUCCGCUUUUGCACCGCCGAAGUGUUUAAAAAUCGAAACUAAUAGUGAUUCGCUUCAAGUUCCGGCGGGACAUGGAAUUUUUUCACCCUCUGAGGAGCGCUUUCUGGGCCCAAGUCCGAGAACGGACUCCUGUUCGCCAGCAAGCGCUUCUAUGUCACCGCAACCCCCGACAAACAUAGGAAAUGUCAAAGAAGAAAGUCUCGACGCUCAUAUGUCCGAAGAUGGGGACGUUGCUCAUGGUCCGUCGACUGACAACGAUUCACCCGGAAUUCAAGAUGACAACAGAGGAUUUCGCAGCCCUCUGCUGGGAGGCAGCUUCGGCAGCGGAGCUUACACAUUCUCUGUGCCUGGGCUACCGCCUGUUGCACAUGCCAUCAACAAGACUAGUUUCUUCUUCGACCAUGGUUAUCGAGGUAGAUUCACAAACAGACAAAUUGAUAUUUCUGUAAAAAAGAAAAAAGACCCUUCCUGCUGUCCGGUAUGCGGAAUGGGAAUUUCACCCGGAGACCUGGAGGCGCAUUUCAUCCACGAGUUGGAACGUCUCUACAAACUUAGCGAAGCUGGAAGUAUUGGGAGUAGAAAAAGACGACCCGAUCCAGGAAGGCCGCCGGCUCUGCCUGGAGACAGCGGUCCUGAGGGUCGGUGGGAGACGUUUCAACGAAUCAAGACGAACAGACAGGGAAGGCUGCGAUUAAAAAUAAGAAAAAGGAAAGCGGACGACGGUUGCCCUAUUUGUGUAAGCCACAUGCAUAAGAGCUCAGACGAACAUUGUUUGAGAAAGAACCUAUGCAAUGAUGAAGACGAAACGGUGGACGUUGAAGGCGAUUCGGAGCUUGAAGAAUGGACUGAAACCCAAAAACGAAGGUCGGAUGUUCUUCCUGUGCGCUUUAGUGAAACUACACCAAACAGCAGCGGCCGAAUAAGCAUCGAUACGGAAAUUGACAGUGAAGAUUUAGUAGUUGACGGCGACGAACCUGAAGAAUCUUCAUUUGGACCUUCGCAAUAUACUGAAUCUGAUAUCGCUGGGAAAACCAACGACGAUAAAUAUAAAGAUAAGGACGCAGUGCAAUCGCAAGUCGCCACCGUUAAUUCGAGCGGGGAUGUCGAGGUAAAGGUGGAGAGUGCUGGACCACAAUGUGAUAGUAACGUCAGCACAUCAGACGCCGAGCCUAGCAGCAGGGCACAAAUCAUUGAAGAACUCAGGAAUAGGAUUCGCCAACUGGAGGCGGAAGGGACCGGCGAUGCUGCUACUAGUACAGAACCAGAAGAGUAUAAAUGCCUCAUAUGCUUGGAGCAUUAUAAGAAACCAGUUAUUUCAACAGUUUGCUGGCAUGUGCACUGCGAAGAAUGUUGGCUACACACUCUUAGUAGUAAGAAAGUCUGCCCGCAGUGCAGCAUGAUAACGUCGCCAUCAGACCUGAGGCGCAUCUUCAUGUAACGUUGUUAAAAGAACUUGGUUUAUACAUCACAGCACUUUCAGAUGUUUCCAGCACUUCACUUAAAAAUGCACCAUUAGUAGUCUUACCGAUGUUAAAAAACUGUAAAAAAAAAUACCAAAUCGUAUAUCACCCAUUAUAUCGUACGUAUUUGUACCUACCUACCCAAUAAUGUGCUAUCCUCGCUUAGUUCUUUUGUAAAA
Messenger RNA from Photinus pyralis (common eastern firefly), 2330 nucleotides. Its product is annotated as protein Teyrha-meyrha-like. Gene Ontology annotation, molecular function: ubiquitin protein ligase activity; metal ion binding. The transcript is spliced from 12 exons. Lineage: Eukaryota; Metazoa; Arthropoda; Insecta; Coleoptera; Lampyridae. Bases 291 to 2129 code for a protein of 612 amino acids. The record is from RefSeq and is a predicted model, not a curated record. Gene Ontology annotation, biological process: protein ubiquitination.